Messenger RNA from Microthlaspi erraticum, 369 nucleotides. The record is from the annotation of a GenBank genome assembly. Lineage: Eukaryota; Viridiplantae; Streptophyta; Magnoliopsida; Brassicales; Brassicaceae.
AUGAAAACUCCGAUUUUAAAUCUCUUUUCUUCCGACGGCGAUACUCAGAAACUCAUUCUCACAUCCCCUCCCGAUAUAUCCGCCUUUCUUCUUCUUCUCCAACAAUCAAAUCUCUCAGAGCCAACUGUACCCACUUCUCCGAUCUCCCGGAGCUCCACUCGCUCCGGCUGGGAAAACUAUGUCUCAGUCUAUACAAUUGUCCACUCCUUCACGCACUCCUCACUCUCUCCACCUCCCGCAAUCUUAAUUCCACCGUCCCAUCUCCUCCUUAUCCUUCCGCCAGUUCCCUCUAACCUCCACCGUCAAGUACACCUCAAUCAGAGCUUCCUUCUCUCUUUCCCCUUUUUCUCCGCCGUGAAGCAAUUGUGA